This is a messenger RNA of Etheostoma spectabile (orangethroat darter), 4267 nucleotides long. It is a transcript of the gene tmem62, whose product is annotated as transmembrane protein 62. NCBI's taxonomy places the organism in Eukaryota, Metazoa, Chordata, Actinopteri, Perciformes, Percidae. The record is from RefSeq and is a predicted model, not a curated record. Gene Ontology annotation, molecular function: hydrolase activity.
UCCCCCAAGAUGGCAAAGGGCUCUGGUCCUGCCUUACUCUGCCUCUGAUUGGCUUACCCUAACAUUCUUACCUUUAACCCUAACCAAUACCACUCCUCUUGACUAAACCUAACCAACCCAACCAACGAAGGCAACAUGCACGAGCCAAUCAGAGGGAGAGUAGAGUGGGUAUGCCUUCGCUGUCCUAGGAAAAAGAAUUGGCCAACCGGUAAGUGUACUGUGUUGGUAGCUGGUAGGUUGCUAGCUAACCUGCCGUGCCACCGCCUCUGAAGGCAGCCGAGCCGAGCCGUGAAUGAAGCCCGCACCUCAAUGUAUCUCCCGUGGCCGCGAUGGCAGCGACAGAAACGGUCAGAGUCUGAGACCUUAGCUAUGUAGCUAACUAGUUCAUACUAUCUGUAGUUAAUGUUAGUCGGAUUCGUGUCCUUAGCUAUUUCCACCAGUAGCUAGCUUUUUUCAUUCCGGGACACACGGCGGCAGCUAGCCCACUCUCUCGCCACUACAGGAGGAUGCUGAAGCUGUUCGGUGCACUGGUUAUCCUCGGACUGGCACUGGCGUGCAUCACCUCCUGGGUGCUGGACAGCUAUGACGCUUGGCACCCGAAACGGAGCGUUCAGCACCCGACUGUCCGUGAUGGGGAGGAACCUAAGGGGAGUUCUCCACCAUUUCCCGGCGGCGAGUUGAGCAAUAUAUUCUGGUUUAUACAGGUGUCCGACAUUCACAUUAGCCGAUUUCAUGACCCAAGACGUAUUCCAGAUUUUGAAAGCUUCUGCACUGACACAAUUGAAGUGAUUAAGCCAGUUCUAGUGCUUGCAACAGGGGAUCUGACAGAUGCUAAAACAGAGAGUAAGGUGGGUUCCCUCCAGCAUGAGGUGGAGUGGCAGGCCUACCACAACAUCCUGAAGAGGUCACGUGUGAUGGAGCGUACUAGGUGGAUAGACAUUCGUGGAAAUCAUGAUGCCUUCAAUAUUAUUUCAUUGGACAGCGUCAACAAUUAUUACCGGAAAUACUCGGCCAAUCAGAAAGUAGGCUCUUUCCACUAUGUUCACAAAACUCCCUUUGGCAACUACUCCUUUGUCUGUGCGGAUGCCACUCUGACUCCAGGACCCAAGAGGCCGUACAAUUUCUUUGGUAUUCUCAACCAGACUCAAAUGGACUUGCUGGACACGUUCAGAGCUGAGAGUCUGAAAAGCAACCAGUCGAUCUGGUUUGGCCACUACACCACCUCCACUGUCGUCUCCCCGUCUCCAGGAGUUCGGGACAUGAUGAGAUCUGCAGUUGCAUAUCUGUGCGGCCACCUGCACACACUGGGCGGCCUGAUGCCCGUCCUCCACAGCCGACAUCCCCAAGGCACCCUGGAGCUGGAGCUGGGUGACUGGAUGGACAACCGCAGGUACAGGGUUCUGGCCUUUGACCACGACCUGCUGAGCUUCUCCGACCUGAGGUUUGAGCAGUGGCCUGCCGUGCUCAUCACCAACCCCAAGGACGCGCAGUAUCUGCAUCCCGGUGUGGAGCCGCUGGCUCGAAUACGAAGAUCAACACACAUCAGGAUCUUGGCCUUCUCCGAGGCCCCAAUCAAAGCGGUGCAUGUAAGCGUAGAUGGGAAACCUCUGGGGAAAGGCCACGCAGCUGGAGGGCCUCUCUAUGUUCUGCUGUGGGAUCCAUCUCUCUACCUCACUGGACUGCACACCAUCAGCGUUAAAGUGGAGGACUCGGCAGGCCGAUCGUCAGUGCGGGAGCAGCACUUCACUCUGGAGGACGACCUGACUCCCAGCUUUGGUUUUGUGCAGUCCUUCGUCCUCCUCACAGACCACUACAUCCUGGCCCGAGUGGCCUUCAUUUUUAUCACGCUGCUGAACGUCGGGGUGCUGCUGGCCUUCAGAUUCCUGCGUGUUCCAUCUGGAAGAGGACUGAUUUUUCAAGCCUGUAUGUCCCUCCAUCUGGUCAGCACAAUGGACACCUUCUACUACUCUCUGCUACUGUUUAACCUGUGUACAGCCUUAGGUCCGUGGUUCAUAGGAGAGCUGAUAGAUGGCCAUAGCGGUGCCUGCUUCGCCUUUGGGGUGUUUGUCGAUGGACACUUCCUGGAGGGCAGUCUCACUUAUGUUAUUGGAGUCGUUCAACUACUAUUCUUCAACAUGCCCCUCACCUGUUAUCUCUGCUGGUGCCUCCAUCACCGUUGCCGCGGCAACACCUUCCGAUCCCACUUCCUGGGGCCGGGGUGCCGCUGGCGGACUCUGGCAGUUCACCUCUUAAUGCUGCUGCUGCUCACCUGGCAGGUUCACUCCUGCUACUUCUUUGAGACCUACGGCCUUGUGGCAUUUUUCCUGUCUCCAGUCCGCACAUGGGCGUUAGGGCUCAGUCUGCUAUUGGUCUACCGCGCCUGGACAGGCCCCGCCCCUCUCGUUCGCAACAACAGAAAGAGCGUCUCUCCCUCUUGACAGUAAUUGCACUGUGCCGCCACUAUUUCCAUCAAGUCUGACUCAGAUAUAUUCUGCUGUCUCUACCCCCCCGCCCCUCCUUUCUUUAUCUCCUACUUCCAAAAGCCAAUUCUCAGUACAUCACUCAAUAUCCUGUUUAAUUAUAGUAUUGUUUACUUAAUAUGCAUGUUAUUGUAAAGCACCGGUUAGCACAUUUCUGGCCAUAUUCAUAGCAAUGUUUGCAGUGUAAAAAAACACCUUGGAUACAUUGGUGGUUAAAAAAGCCUAUUUAAGAGGACUGGUUCAAUGUGUGCCCCAGUUAACAGUAUAUUCUGCUGUGAUUUAAGCUGACUCGUUUACUUGAGCAUUAGCACUAUUUGGUGUGUUCCCCAGGCCGAAUGCCACUUCACCACUGCCAAAGGAUGAAUAAGCAAGAUUUCACCUUUUAUUCUUCCCUCUGAAAAUCGUUUUCAUUCACUAAUAUAGGCUGGAUGUGCCAAACCCAUCCUCAUGUUUACCUUCCGACACAAACUAGGUGGAUAAGAAAGCUUAAUUUUGUAUACUGUAAGCUUUCCUAUUUCCCCCGUGGCUGACAGAGUGUGGUAGUGACAAUAACUCUGGUGAAAAUAACCUAGGUAAUGCAAGCUAAACAAUCAAAUUUUCAAGUUUAUUCGUCACAAUUACAGGAAAUCCAAUUAGGGAAAUUACAGAUUAAUCAAAUACUGUAGUUGAUCUACAAGUGUUUUUUAUUCAAAUGAAUUCCUGCCACUUAAAAAUUGUCUCAAUAGUCGCAUUGAUUAGUUAUAUCAAAAACUUAAAUGCCAGUUGCCACCAAAACACAACAACAAGUUGGCGUGACUCUUCGUGCUCCUUCAAACGUGACUACAGAAGCAGCUGUUUGUUUCUCAGGAAUGUGAGCACUUUAACAAAAGGCUGGUCCCAGUAGUAUUUCAGGACAAUGUUUGUAUACUCCAUAGUAGCUCAGUGAACUAAAUCAUGUUAAACAAUCGAGAUGUGUGGCGGCUAAAAAACAAAAUGAAUGUGUUAUAGAUGUGAAAUAAGAUGAACCAGUUUGCUGUUUUAAUUUAUUCUUUCUGAUUUUAUUGAGUGGUUUCUUUUUAUAUUCCCUCCAUGUUAUAUACACACAGGAAAUGGGCAUUUCUUGCAUUGGACUGCUCUGUGUGUAAAAAAAAAGGUCUGUCUGUAUUGUUCUAAUUUCCUUUUUUGUGAAGGUGUGAGAGCAGUAAACUGUGUUUGUUGCAUCAUUUAAUCCUUUUCUAGGCAGUAGUAUUAGGUGCCUGGAUUCCACAAGAACAAACUGGUCUUAAAACAAAAAGGGUGAAAAACACAUUUAUAAAGUAUUUAAUGGAACCAAUGUUCCAACAGAGUUAAAUCCCGUUUGUUUUUUAAGCCAUGCACCGAUAAAGAAUAAUUGCUCAGUGCGGUAAUAAGACAUGCAGUUUAAUAUUAGAACAGCUGCUAGACACUGAGAAAACUAAAUUAUGUGCACUCUUAAUGGAAAUGUUUCAACUUUUCCUCCCCCUUCUCUGCAGAAACAAGUAUUUUUGUACAGGAGCACUACCAAAUGUAUAAUUCCAGCAUAAAGAUGGAUAUUAAAAAUGGAUGGACUGACUUAGUACCUCUCACAAGCUAUGUAAUCUUUCCACAAGGAGGCAGAAUUGUGUUGCAUUUCACUCCCAGCCUUUGAAUCAUGCAUGGAUUUGUUUUUUGUUUUUGUUUUUGCAGAAAAGCACCAAAACCAUAUCUUAAUUAGACAAUUGUGAUAGUGUAUUAAUGCUCACUGAAUAUGUAUGAAUCUGGGUGUGAUGGUUCUGUACUGAUUCUGUCAA